Suillus paluster is the source of this 503-nucleotide messenger RNA. RefSeq lists its product as uncharacterized. The transcript has 3 exons. Bases 105 to 407 code for a protein of 100 amino acids. Lineage: Eukaryota; Fungi; Basidiomycota; Agaricomycetes; Boletales; Suillaceae. The record is from RefSeq and is a predicted model, not a curated record.
GAUACCGCCGGGAAGAUCUCACGAAGUCACGAAAAGCAGUGCCUUUGGUAAACUCAAAAACCUGUCGCUUGCUUAUUAGUGUUGUCCUACCUCCGCCGACGAAGAUGUGCCACAGACAGCUGCGAUUCACGAAAAAUACGGCGUGCGGUCAUCUCACAUUCCAAGGCGACACUUACAUUGAUUGUUUUGCACGAGACUGCAACCUCAGUACCAGUCAUCCGACCCUCGUGCGGAUCACCGGGGAGACCGUGCAAUUGCCGUCGGUAUUAUGGGUAAGCCACACAACCAUCAUGAUGGCUUUUUUGUUCCCGCGAAGCUUUGUGUCGCUUAUUGUUAUUCUCCCCAGCCAACCCCAGCGGCUGAUCACACUAGAACUUCCGGGAACAUGUCCCAAGUGCCCGCAAUGACGGGAUGCAACUCAUCCGACAUACCUUAUCACUGGACGCCCGACGACAAUUCGUAUAUAUAUAUCACGUCUUGGAUCACCUAAUGUACUCUUACAG